AUGUCUAAGAAGCGAUUCUCACUGGUAAAUGCAUCGGAAAAUUUCCAUAAUUUCCAAGUUAACGUUGACCAAGUAAUCAAUUGGGAUUUGUGCUUUAUAUGCCAAGAGGAAUCAUCAACAAGUCCAUUAAUAUGUCCAGGCAGCAGCACAUCAGAUGAUGGAACUCGCGGCUACUCGACUGUAAUUGAUAAUUUGAAGAAUUUCAAGGCUAUUGGAAAACUAUCUGCUUGGUUGAAGGUAAGAAUUGACAGAGAAAACGUACUUCAAGAUUUGAUUCAAAAUAAGGCUAAAUUCCACAAAUCAUGUCGAAAUAGUUAUGACAACUAUCACUUUGAGCGUGCAUGCAAAAGACAGAGGACAGAAGAAUGUUCUGAGGAAAGUUUGCUAACUCCAAGUACACGUUCAAAAUUUGUCGCCCAAAAUUUUAUCCCUACUUGCUUUUUCUGUGACGAACCCGACACUGCUGGAAAUCUGUGUAAUGCACAGACUCUUGGCUUAGAUACAAGAGUGAGAGAUGCAGCAACAAGGCUAUCAGAUGAAAAGCUUCUCGCUAAAUUAAGUGAAGGAGAUCUUGUGGCAAUCGAAGCACGAUACCAUAAAAGUUGUUUGAUAGCUCUCUAUAACAGGCUUUGUGUGACAUGUUUGCUGCUACCAGCAGAUUUUGAAAACGACAUUCUUUACGGUAUAGUUGUUACUGAAGUUGUAGAGUACAUAAGGGAAUGCAUUACAUCAUCGGAAGAUAUCACGCCUGUUUUUAAGCUCAGGGAAAUAAAGACGUUGGUAUCUAAUAGAUUAGCUGAAUACAAUGCUUCACAAGAAAGUAUCGAAAGGAUUCACAGCACUAGACUUAAAGAAGACAUUCUUAAGGAGCUUCCUGAUCUUUCCGAGGCAAGACAUGGCAGGGAUGUUUUACUGACUGCUGAAAAUGAUGUUGGAGCCGCAAUAUUCAAUGCUUGUACAUUAAGUGGUCAGAGUGAUGGAGCUUGCUUAGCAAAGGCUGCCCGUAUUGUCAGAAAACAGCUUUUUGCUGAAUCCCCACAGCCAGUCGGUAUUCUAGAAAACUUUGGUGAAAACUCUGCUGUUCCUUCUUCGUUAUUCUGUUUAAUCAGCAUGAUUCUGGGACAUUCAGACAUAGGCCUAGAGGACGAAGAACAUAAGAAGAGCAAAGCUGCUGUGGCCAUUUCUCAACUUAUUCGUUUUAAUGCAGUCAAAAAGCCAAGGAAAUGUAACAAUUCCACACCAGACAACACAAGGCAUCUUAGAAAAUAUGAAACGUCUUUUCCGCUAUAUACUGGCUUAAUGUUACACUCAAAAACGCGGAAAAAGGGCAUUGUGUCCGCUCUUGCAGGUUAUGGAAUGAGUGUUUCUUAUGACAGAGUACAAGAUAUCGAGCUUUCUGUGACAAAACAGCUUUGCAAAGUGUUUCAGGAAAAGGGAGUUGUUUGUCCACCUACGCUUAAAAAUGGCAUAUUCACAACCGCUGCCAUAGAUAACAUAGACCACAAUCCUUCAUCAGCGACAGCCACAGAAGCCUUCCACGGUACCAGUAUAUCCAUAUUUCAGCAUCCAGAGGAGAAACAUCCUGACCUAGGCCUCCUUUUUGAUAAAGGAAUCGAGAAGAUUAAUGUUCCAAUAGAAUUGCCAGAAAGUUACACAACAAUUUUUCCUGCAAAAACACUUCCCUCGCAAUAUCCACUCCAACAGGUUUGUGCACAAGAUGUAACUAGUAACGAUCAGUCAAAAUUAUUUACAGCAGAUGAGUGGCUUGGAAAUAUUAGCAGUUUCAAUAACGCCGGAGGGAUGGAGACUCCCGAUGUAAACGAACGGAUAUCGUGGUCAGCAUUUCACGCGAGACGAGAACAGCCAUCUGCAGUUCAGCAAAAGUCAACGUCUACUCUUUUGCCCUUACUAAGAGAGUCCGUGGCAUCAACAGCUGUGGUACGCCAUACAAUGAAUAUUGUUAAUCUCGUCCUUCAAGAAGUUAACCCUGGACAAGUAUCUGUUUUAACUGGCGAUCAGCCAGUUUAUGCGAUUGGCAAACAGGUUCAGUGGCAUUAUCCCGACAAUUACGGUGAGGACAAAUUGGUUAUGAUGAUGGGCUCACUACAUAUUGAAAUGAACUUUCUCUCUGCAAUUGGUGACUGGCUUGAAGGAAGUGGUUGGGUUGAACUGCUUACUAAAUCUUCCAUCAACACCCCAGGAAGAGCUGAGAGCAUGCUUCGAGGAAAUCAAGUUAAAAGAUCCCGAUAUGUCCACCAAGUAUCGUGUGCUGCUUUGUACAUUCUCUUAUCAGAUGCAUACGUUGAAUCUGCAGACCAAGAUAUGUCUUUUCAUCAAUGGGUAGAAGACAGGCGUCGCUCAUUUGUUCAAUUCCACUACUGGUUAACCAUUAUUGAGCUGGAGGCGUUGCUGCUAAUGUUUGUGCGAAGCCUUAGGGAGUCAAAUUUCCAAUUGUUUAUGAAUGCCCUUGAUGAAAUCGCUCCUUGGAUGUUUGCCCUAGAUCACACGCAUUAUUCCAGAUGGUUGCCAAUUUUUAUUCAAGAUAUGAAAAUGCUUGAAAUAAAGCAUCCAAAUAUUUACAAUGAAUUCCAGAAAGGUCAUUUUACGUACAAGAAAACGGACAGACCAUUUUCCAGUAUGGCAGAGGAUCAAGCGCACGAGCAGAAUAAUAAGGAUGUGAAGACUGAUGGAGGGGCGGUUGGUAUCCUCGACAAUGAGAGCUCCUUGAUGAAAUGGAUGAUUGGUGUCCCGGAAAUUCCGCGCUUAGUGAAAGAUUUCAACAGAAAAUAA
Messenger RNA from Paramuricea clavata, 2790 nucleotides. The record is from the annotation of a GenBank genome assembly. Lineage: Eukaryota; Metazoa; Cnidaria; Anthozoa; Malacalcyonacea; Plexauridae.